This is a messenger RNA of Alternaria alternata, 1206 nucleotides long. RefSeq lists its product as hypothetical. Gene Ontology annotation, molecular function: DNA-binding transcription factor activity, RNA polymerase II-specific; transcription cis-regulatory region binding. The transcript is spliced from 4 exons. The record is from RefSeq and is a predicted model, not a curated record. The coding region runs from base 1 to 1206 and encodes 401 amino acids. Lineage: Eukaryota; Fungi; Ascomycota; Dothideomycetes; Pleosporales; Pleosporaceae. Gene Ontology annotation, cellular component: nucleus. Gene Ontology annotation, biological process: regulation of DNA-templated transcription.
AUGGACUCCCAUGUUCCAAAAGCCCUGGCUGAGAUAGCCGAAUCCCACCUCGCUCACACCUUGCUCCGGAAAAAACACACCCUAGCAGAUGUGCAGGCCAUCUUGCUGCUUGCGGCUUGGGGGUUGCAGAGUGGUGGAAAGGGACCUGACGCGUGGGUCUUGACAGGGCAUGCGGCACGAGUGUCCAGAAGGCUAGGGAUUCAUCGGGCCGUCGGACAAGCUGUGGCAGCUACCCAGAAGGAUCGCUCUCAGCUCGAGGCUCCGGCUGAGGUGGAUACGGCCGUGCUACGACAAUGGAGGACAUGCUUCGAUUCUUUCCUGUCAUUUGGGUUCGGUCGACCACAAUCAACUCAGUUCGAAUCCAUCGACGACCAAGCUUUCCUCAAAGCUCGCCUGUCUCAUCCGCUCCCUCGGCCAGGGACUCAAGCUAGCCUGUCGCUGUAUGGUGAUGCGUAUAUUGCAGCGAAGGCCCAAUUGGCUGUUGUUGCUCGAUCCUUUGUCUUAUGGGUAGAAGAGCAAGCGCGAAGCGGUCCUCCGGACAGUCAGUCGUUGUUGUCGAUGUUGUCGGAUCUAAACGGAAGGUUGGACGACUGGUGCAAGCUUUGGGUCUGGUCCGGAUCAUCCCAUGCGCUCUACCUCGGCGCCUCAGCACGUAUAGCUCGACUGCAGGCCGAGCACCUUCGUCUGAGCAUCAAUGCCAUGGCUCUCCGCUCGUCCACUCACAGCGAAGGUCACGAAGGCAGCAUCACAUAUCUUCGCAAAGCUCUCAACGCAGCGACGAGCACGAUACAAACACAUUUCGAAUCUAGCCAGACCGACCUUGCUCUGAGCUUUGCGACGGACUAUAUGACCAUGGCCUUUGCCCAAGCUGCGGUCUUCCUGAUCCGAUUGACGAAGGCAUCUCCCUUCGUCCAACAGGUAGUGUCGCUCGACCCCGCGGUCGUUAGCCAUUACCUCACUAUGUCGGUCGAUCUGCUCGAGCUGGGCGACAUGUCGGAAACGCGAUUGUCGACCUACUUUGCGCGAACGAUCCGAGGCAUUGCGCGUGCUGCGGGACUCGCUAUUCGUCCUGAUGAUGCUACGGCUACCACUGGUGUUGUUCCCCACGAACGAGGAGGUCAAUCUCAUACACAUGAGCAUUCGAUAUCAAUGGGAAGCGUUGACGGUGUAGGAGAUGCCGGACAGUACGACGCCGACACGUUUUGA